This is a messenger RNA of Quercus lobata, 671 nucleotides long. RefSeq names its product histidine-containing phosphotransfer protein 4-like. Gene Ontology annotation, biological process: phosphorelay signal transduction system; cytokinin-activated signaling pathway; phosphorylation. The transcript is spliced from 7 exons. Bases 93 to 548 code for a protein of 151 amino acids. Gene Ontology annotation, molecular function: histidine phosphotransfer kinase activity; protein histidine kinase binding. Gene Ontology annotation, cellular component: cytoplasm; nucleus. The record is from RefSeq and is a predicted model, not a curated record. Lineage: Eukaryota; Viridiplantae; Streptophyta; Magnoliopsida; Fagales; Fagaceae.
UAGCUGCAGUACUAUAUAAGUACAUUGGUGUGGCAUAUAAUAUCCAUCAUCACAGUCCUCUUGCCACUUUUAUUACAAGAGAGAAGAGAGACAUGGACAGAAACCACUUGAAACGCCAAGUUGACUUCAUGAAGAGGUCCCUCCUUGAUCAGGGGUACCUUGAUGAGCAAUUCAUUCAACUUGAGGAGUUGCAAGAUGAUGACAACCCUAAUUUUGUAGAGGAAAUUGUGACACUGUUCUUCAAUGAUUCAGCUAGGCUGCUCCAGAACAUAGAACAGGCACUGGUUAGUGGGCCCAUAGAUUUCGCUAAGCUGGACAAUUAUAUGCACCAAUUCAAGGGUAGUAGCUCAAGCAUUGGAGCUAAAAGGGUGAAGAACGAAUGCACGCGAUUCAAAGAAUACUGUACGGCAGGAAAUGCUGAAGGAUGCUUUAGGACUUUCGUACAAGUCAAACAAGAGCAUGCAAUUUUGAGGACAAAGCUUGAAAGUUACUUUCAGUUGGCAAGACAAGCUGGACCAUCUGGGACUUCAGGAGGUCAAGUUAGAUGAUUACAUGGACGAGGGAGGAUCCCUCAUUAUGGACUUGUACUAUAAAUAUGAUGAAGCCCACAUGAUCAAGUAAAAUGGAAGAACUUGCAGAUUUUGUAUGUCUUAGUGGCAAUAUAAAUAAUG